CGAAGUAAUUUAUGUGCUGAGGAGGGUCCGGAGCUCGCGAGGAUACCGGCGACUAAAGCUAACGGUACGGGAUAAAGUCACGUAACGAACCGGAGUUCCCCCGUCACUGUAUCCGGACGUACUCGGAAUGAAAAGAAUUUACAGUGUUGUGAAGAUUCACGCCCUGCAGACUUAUUUACAAGCAACAAGAGGACAAGACACAUGCCGCCAGUCUACACACUGUUGCUACUGUUUAGUGGAGUAACACAGAAAGCUGAAGCUCACCACACCUUCCACAACCCAGAAAACUAUGUGUAGAGCGAGUGUGAAAUUCCACAACCAAUUACCUGAGAGAAGUAGUAGUUAACAAUUGCAAGAGAGAGCAUUUUUCUGUCUGAUGCAAGAGGACAAUAAGAAGCCAACACCCUUGGAUAAACGCAGUUUCCCCAGAAGAAACUAUUUGGAUAUUUUUUUUGUUUCAAUAAGUUUUUAACUUGAAUAUUUGACACACUUCUCUUAGAUAUAACGCUUUAAUGAAUUACUCCUUGCCUUUUUUGAGAAGAUGAAUUUGAGAUUGUUGUUAUGAGGAGAGAUGAGUUAGAACUAUACAGGUUUCCUCCACCAUGUCAUGGAAAAGAAACUACUUUGCAUCUGGCAGCAGUGGGUUGCAGGGAAUAUUCACCCCACGGACCAUGACAUCAAUCGCCCCUAGCAAAGGACUCAUCAAUGAGCCAGGACAGAACAGCUGUUUCCUGAACAGCGCUCUCCAGGUUCUCUGGCAUCUGGAUAUCUUCCGCAGAAGUUUCCGGCAGCUCACUACACAUAAGUGCAUGGAGGACUCGUGCAUCUUCUGUGCUCUGAAGAGCAUCUUUGCGCAGUUCCAGUUCAGCAGUGAGAAGGUGCUGCCCUCUGAUGCUCUCCGCUGUGCUCUAGCCAAAACCUUCCAGGACGAGCAGCGAUUCCAGCUCGGCAUUAUGGACGAUGCGGCCGAGUGCUUCGAGAAUAUUCUCAUGAGAAUCCACUUUCAUAUCUCUGACGAGACCAAGGAGGACAUCUGCACAGCCAAACACUGCAUCCCACACCAGAAGUUUGCCAUGACACUCUUUGAGCAGUGUGUGUGCAGCAACUGUGGAGCCUCUUCGGACCCCUUGCCAUUCAUUCAGAUGGUCCACUACAUUUCCACCACUUCUCUGUGUAACCAGGCAGUGCGGAUGCUGGAAUGCCGGGAGAAGCCCACUCCCGACAUGUUCGGAGAGCUGCUAAGGAACGCCAGCACAGUUGGAGACCUGCGCAACUGCCCGGGUAACUGUGGAGAGAAGCUCCGAAUUCGACGUGUUCUGAUGAACUCCCCAGAGAUCAUCACCAUCGGCCUGGUGUGGGACUCAGACCACUCUGACCUGGCUGAAGAUGUUAUCCACAGCCUGGGCACCGUCCUGCGGCUUGGAGAUCUGUUCUACCGAGUUACAGAGGACAAAGCCAAACAGGCGGAGCUCUACUUGGUGGGUGUGGUCUGUUACUAUGGCAAACACUACUCCACUUUUUUCUUCCAAACCAAAAUCCGCAAAUGGAUUUACUUCGAUGACGCUCAUGUGAAAGAGAUUGGGCCUAAGUGGAAGGAUGUGGUGUCCCGUUGUAUAAAGGGGCAUUACCAGCCGCUACUGCUGCUUUAUGCUGACCCCCGAGGGACGCCGGUCUCAGCUCAGGAUCUGGCUUCACGCCUAGACUUACACCACUAUACUAAAGCAUACUAUGACAGCGAAGAUUCAGGCCGUGAACCCUCUAUUUCCAGUGACACACGGACAGAUUCUUCCACAGACAGCUACAGCUAUAAACAUUCUCACUCUCAUCAUGAGUCUAUGGCUUCCCACUUCUCCUCUGACUCCCAGGGAACUGUAAUUUGUAACCCUGACAACGCCUCCCACAGCAGCCAGGAAACCGCAGGUUCUUUGACUGAAUCCGAUCCAGUGCAGCGCCAUACUCUCCGAAAAGACGGGGUCUUGGACAGGAAGGGAGGCGUUUUGGAAAGGAAACGAAGUGCCAGCAGGCCGCGAAAAUUUGAGAAACGUGUUGAUUCUAGGAGUCGAUGCUCAAAAACAGAUGAGGUGUUGUCUGCUGGCUACCACAGCGAAGGUGAGACUUUAAAAGAGCAGCAGGUUCCUCGCUCUCUACCUAAACCCAGCUCCAGUCGACUUCGAGACUUCAAGGAGACUAUGAGCAACAUUAUCCAUAACCGGCCACUUUCUGCAUCGUCCUCGGGCUCUGCAUGCCCACCUGACUUCACCGCUAAGGUGCGAGACUGGGAGGCAGAGAGCACCAGCAGUGACUCCAAGUCCAGCUCCUCUGGAGGACGCUACCGUCCGCCAUGGAAGCCUCGGCGUGAGGCCCUGAACAUCGACAGUAUCUUCGGCAAGGAACGGCGCAAGCAGGCCGGGUACAGUCCAUUAGGAGCUCUUCUUCCUGAAGACACCAGGCCUCAGGGGGAGUUAAUGGGGUCCAAGGAGCAGACUACAUUUCGAGGCCUGCCGGGACCCCUGGGAAGAGGGUCAGAGCAGCCCCCACGGCUCAUCCAGAGGAUUGAGAGUGGCUAUGAGAGCAGUGAGAGGAACAGUAACAGCCCCGUCAGCCUUGACAUGCCUGUUAGCGAGGGGACCAGUAAUAGCCCACACAGCUUUCGAGAGGGAAGGUUACAAAAGCCUUCACCUAAUGUCAACCCAUCAUUAAAGUCUGUCACCAAAUCCAAGAGCAGCAGUAGCCUACUGCAAGAUGUCAAAGCGUCAGUCAAGGGCAAAAGUCACAUGAGUUUAGCGGACGAGGGCCGCAGUGAACUAGAUGAGCUACAGGAGGAAGUAGCUCGCCGGGCCAAGGAGCAAGAGCUACAGAGACGAAAGGAAAAGGAGAAAGAGGCAGCCAUGGGCUUCAAUCCCAGACCCAGCAAGUUCAUGGAUCUGGACGAGCUUCAGAACCAAGGGAAAGGGGAAGGCAUUGAGCGCUGUGUGUUGGAGGCAGAGUCUCUGCUAGACCAGUCUCUGAGACUGGAACAGGCAGGAGAGGUGGCCACUGCUCUGUCUGUGGUUAACGAAGCAAUGUCUAAACUCAGGCAUACCUUGCAUGAGAGCAGCACUAACGCUCAGGGCAGGAUGCAAAAGUGCAUGAGGAGAGCACGAAGUCUGCAGCAACGCAUGCAGCAGCAGGAACUGCAGCAGAAGCAACAGGAGGAAGAGAAGGAACAGAAACAGCCUCUCAGUGAACAGCCUGUCCCGGUCGAAAUACUUCUGACAAAUGUUAAAGAAGAGGAUGAGAAAGCAGUUUCAGAAGAUGCAUUAAGACCACUUUCACCUCUCCUCAUGAAACCUCAGCCUGCAAUUAAACCGAUUCCUGAUGCCCCUGGCCUUUCUGUAUCCCCCCACCAUACAGACCCACUCUUAACGCAGCAGGGCAGUUCAGGUGACAACUCUAGUCCUGUAACAGAGAAUGGACCACACUCACACACAUGGGGCCCCAAAGACCCCAUCACAAUCACAAACUCUCUUGUACAGACUGCCAGUAAAUGCAGUUCUGCCACUGUGCCUGUGAUUGCGGUGAAUAGUUGUGAGGGUCCUCUCCAGCCCUCUGCUUUGCCCAACUACAAGCAUUCUAGUCCAUCUUAUUUGAACAGUCAGUGCCCACCUCUGUCACAAAGUGCCCAUCACACAUCUUCACACAUCAGCUCCAACUCUGGGGAUGAGCAGAAGGAGUUACCACAGCAGGCUCGCCCUCAGUCACUACGUGGCCCAUCAAAUGCACCCCACGGCCAUGUUUCUGAUGCCUGUCAAAAAUCAAACACACUCCGGGCAUCCCCACGUAACUGGUCUUGCCACAGUUUGGAACGACCUGAUCGGCAUCCAACUGUGAUAGAUUCCUCCCUGCGCUCUUCAGCAGACCUCAACUCCCCCUCACCUCCCUGUCCUCCAUCCCUGUCUUCACCAGCACUGGAGCACCAUCCAGCCGCCCCCAUGCCUGUGGAGCGCUGGGCUGAGAAUGUCAGUCGAUACUACAAUUCCCAGAAUUCAGCACUGUCAGGACGUGGCUCACCCAGUGAGGAGCUGUCAGAGCUGGAUUCGCUCUAUCAGGCCAGCUUAAAGGCUCCCAGCAUGCCACGAGCCCCACGAGGACCCAGCCCUCAGCAUCCCAACAGAUCAGGUCCCGUUGCUUCUCGAAAGCACAUUGCAGGACUUUCUGCCACUCCUGGUCGUUCCAAAACGCCCACAGCAGAGAUUGAGAGAUGUGCCUACAGAACGCCAGCAUAUAGCAGUAAUCUGGCUCGGAAGCCUGUUUCUGCUGCUGUCUAUGGUGCGCCGCUGUGUGAGGAUGAAUCAUACAGUGCAGAGAACCUGCGACGAAUUGUUCGCAGUUUCAGUGGGACUGUAAUCGGCGGACGAGCUGACAACAUCCCCCCCUCUCGCAGCUUUGACCCCGCUGUCUCCAGGAUACCCAACCAUGUGAGCAUGCAACUCCCCACACGUCAGUCCAGCACCUCCCUGCAUGUUUUACCCCCUCCUUCCCACAAUCCUCCUAUGUUCUCUCACGAGCCGCAGCUGCAGCCCCAGUACCUUCACCAAAGUCACCACCCCGCCCCUCCAUCACACCUGCACCAGCAGACACUGAGGCCUAGCGUAUCAGGGCCCUCUUAUGGACAAACAGGAGAUAUCCAAAAGGCCAACAAGUUUCUGGCUGUGCUUGACCGGGGUGAAGCGCUCUCCCGUGAAAACUACCACAGUGUCGCAAUGAGCUACGGGACUCUUCCACGGGCUCUCCGUCGGUCAACAUCAACCGGGCCCCCGGUUCAUCAAACCAGGCCAGAACCCCCGGCUGGCCCAGGACCCCGUCGCCACCCAGAUGCUUAUGGCACACUUUCCCGCCCUCACCGUAAUGCACCAUCAAUUAAGACAAUGGAUGUUUUUUACAGACAAUCAAGCCAUGGUGCCACCCCAAACCCACAUCAGUCCAGCCAUCAUCACCCACAUCUAGCCUUUGAGCCACCAGCCCAGCCACUCCGUCUUGAUGUGCCCCCUGAGAGGGACUGGAGGACUGCAGACUAUAGGGUGUCUUCUAGAGACGCUCUUGUCUUCAACAAGCCAGAGCCACGUGGUGGGACAUCCCGUGGCCCACCUGCCUAUCUCUGUGCCCUGUGCAAGCAGAAUCAAGCUGAGCCCUCUAGAAGUUAUUGCCAAACCUGCAGAGCCCAUAUGAACCACUACAGGAUGACCAGCUGAGUGAUAGAUAUACAUACUGGAAUACACCUCUGAAAUACAUCUUUCUAGGCACUCAUUCUCUGACUUGACUUGGAAGUACAGAAAAAACAUGAUGUUCUAUAAAUGAAAUGACUGCAUCUUACCCGAACACACAGAAUGACAAGGUUCAUUGCCUGAACAUUGCCUGCUGAUAUACAGUGUUUGCUCCAUAUAUGCACAAGUUCUAUAAGACUUGUUUUACUUUAUGCUCCUUGAAAUUAGCAUUCCAAGCUAACCUUACUUAGUUCUGUGAUUGUAAUUUAACAAUGUUAACAAGUUUAGUGCACUUCAGAAGUGUUACGUUAGAAGCGUUCCUCUGUUGUAACUUCUCCCAUUUUUAUGGGAAAACAAAUGUUUAUGUGCAACUACUUAACUUAGAGGGCUGUAAUGUAAGUGUGCAUCAGAUCAGUAAUCAAAGGUACAUCAGAUUUCUCCAUUGUACCAACAGUUAAUUUUCAUCCACCUUAUUGGCAUUUGUGUCGGUAUUUUUGUGUACAGUAUUGCCCAAUAGUAGCAUCAAAACCUCCCUAAUUGUGAUCGUUUUUAUUAUUUUGUAGUAGCAGCAGUUUUAACUUUUUGAUUUAUACAGUAUAUCUUACAUUAAAUGUUAAGUGCAAAAAGUUUUUAGGCUGUUAAGACUUAAAAGAUAGAUGACAGAAGAACAGAAAAAUCUGCAGUGCCUUGGAUUGUGAAAGGUAACACAACUGGGUGUCAGUUCCAUUUGAUAGAUUUUGCAGCCAUAUAAUAUAAUACAUGCUUAUUAUAAUAGUGCGAAAUUAACUUUUCCCCACUUGGAGAUUAAAUGUUUUAUUUUUAAUUUUAUUUUGUUAUUUCUUGGAAACAUGGACUAAGAUCAUUAACUUGUUUAUGAAGUCUUAUGCAAGUGUGAAGCAAUGUCUGUUAGCUGAGUUUUAAAGUGCAAAUGUGCCAUUUCAUGGAAAUUAAAGUGUUACCUGCUCAUCAUAGCGGCCACAAGAGUACUUUAUAUUGAAACGGGGCCAAAUUUAUUAAAGCUUUUCAUACGUGAACGCUGAUUAGAGCAGGUCAAAUACCUCCAAUCGCAUGUUCAUUUUUUUCUUCUUCUUAUUAUUUUUUUUGACAUUUUUUGCAUGUACUAUAGUUUCGUAAAUCGGGACCUAACAGUGAAUCAUAGUGCCUCUGUAUUGAAUUAUCUGAAGCUUGGCCAAUAUGCAGUGCAACACUGCCCUGGCAUGAUUAUUAAAAGAACAUGUAUCUGUGACACAAUUGCUCCUUUUCUUCCUUAUUCCUCCUUUCUUUCAUCCCUCCUUUUUUUCUGAAUUAAAAUACAAAAACAGAUAUUGCAAAAAAAGCAAGGCUGUGUAUGUAUAAGUGUGUACAGAUAUUAAGUCUUUGACUAAGUACAGAUGGAUUCGGACAUGUAAAUGCUGUGCUAGAAAUGAAACUUGUAUUUUUGCAAUAAAGUUAUAUUGAGCUCCUGUA
This is a messenger RNA of Myxocyprinus asiaticus (Chinese sucker), 6710 nucleotides long. Its product is annotated as inactive ubiquitin carboxyl-terminal hydrolase 54-like. Bases 603 to 5231 code for a protein of 1542 amino acids. Lineage: Eukaryota; Metazoa; Chordata; Actinopteri; Cypriniformes; Catostomidae. Gene Ontology annotation, molecular function: cysteine-type deubiquitinase activity. Gene Ontology annotation, biological process: protein deubiquitination. The transcript has 22 exons. The record is from RefSeq and is a predicted model, not a curated record.